Messenger RNA from Mus musculus (house mouse), 5560 nucleotides. RefSeq names its product serine and arginine-rich splicing factor 1 (gene Srsf1). Gene Ontology annotation, biological process: mRNA 5'-splice site recognition; regulation of RNA splicing; RNA splicing. Gene Ontology annotation, molecular function: mRNA binding; nucleic acid binding; DNA topoisomerase binding. The record is from RefSeq and is marked reviewed. The transcript has 3 exons. NCBI's taxonomy places the organism in Eukaryota, Metazoa, Chordata, Mammalia, Rodentia, Muridae. Gene Ontology annotation, cellular component: cytoplasm; chromatin; cytosol. The coding region runs from base 467 to 1072 and encodes 201 amino acids.
AUCUUUUUAGAGCGCCGAGCUGCUUUCAGAGAGGGUCUACCCCCGAGGUGGCCGACGAUUCUGGACUCAGUGGGGAUUAAUAAUAACCGCUUUAACCAGAGCAUGUGAUUUUUACUAAACGCCUGGACGUUCCAGCAGCCAGUCAACCCGCCAGGACGCGAGGGACUUUUUCCCCUCCGUGCGGAGGGUGACGUCGCGCGUGCGCGAGCGUGCUUCUCAGCACCCGUUAGAGGCGUGCGCCUGCGCACUGGGAGGGACGAGCCGCUUCCUCCGGCUUCUCUUCCUCCCCCUCCCCCCCGGUAUCAGUGCGCCGAGCUGAUAAAGGCGCCAUUUUGGAGCGGCCGCGGGAGACGUGGUGCCGCUGAGGGCUCGCUCUGCCGUACGCUAGGCUUGGUAGGAAGGCCUCUUUUUUUUUUUUUCCUUCCCCCCCCCCGAGUCCGCGCUUUUCGUCGUCGCCGCCGCCGCCAUGUCGGGAGGUGGUGUGAUCCGUGGCCCGGCGGGGAACAACGACUGCCGCAUCUACGUGGGUAACCUACCUCCGGAUAUCCGAACCAAGGACAUCGAGGACGUGUUUUACAAAUACGGCGCCAUCCGCGACAUCGACCUGAAGAACCGCCGCGGGGGACCGCCCUUCGCCUUCGUUGAGUUCGAGGACCCGCGAGACGCGGAAGAUGCGGUGUACGGUCGCGACGGCUACGACUACGACGGCUACCGGCUGCGGGUAGAGUUUCCCCGAAGCGGCCGCGGGACCGGCCGAGGCGGCGGCGGGGGUGGAGGCGGCGGCGCCCCGAGAGGCCGCUAUGGCCCGCCGUCCAGGCGGUCCGAGAACAGAGUGGUUGUCUCUGGACUGCCUCCGAGUGGAAGCUGGCAGGACUUAAAGGAUCACAUGCGUGAGGCAGGUGAUGUAUGUUACGCUGAUGUUUACCGAGAUGGCACUGGUGUCGUGGAGUUUGUACGGAAAGAAGAUAUGACGUAUGCAGUUCGAAAACUGGAUAACACUAAGUUUAGAUCUCACGAGGUAGGUUAUACACUUAUUCUUUUUUUUGGCCAGAAUUGGAUACAGUUUUCUUAACAGUGGAAUUUGAAGGUAAGGAUACAGGCAAGGGUGUUCACGUAAAUUACCAGAGCCCUGAUCUGUCUUUGUAUUCGUUCAGCUUGUCUGAAGACAGGUGAAAGCUUAGAUCUUUCAAUGGAAAGUUCUGUCUAUCCAAUAGGGAGAAACUGCCUACAUCCGGGUUAAAGUUGAUGGGCCCAGAAGUCCAAGUUAUGGAAGAUCUCGAUCUCGAAGCCGUAGUCGUAGCAGAAGCCGUAGCAGAAGCAACAGCAGGAGUCGCAGUUACUCCCCAAGGAGAAGCAGAGGAUCACCACGCUAUUCUCCCCGUCAUAGCAGAUCUCGCUCUCGUACAUAAGAUGAUUGGUGACACUUUUUGUAGAACCCAUGUUGUAUACAGUUUUCCUUUACUCAGUACAAUCUUUUCAUUUUUUUAAUUCAAGCUGUUUUGUUCAGAAUGGGCUAAAGUGUUGAAUUGCAUUCUUGUGUAAUAUCCCCUUGCUCCUAACAUCUACAUUCCCCUCAUGUCUUUGGUAACUUGUAUUUUAAGUGAUGUCAUAGACAGGAUUGUUUAAAUUUAGUUAAUUUCCAUGCUCUUCAGACUGUGAUAUUAUGUAAAUGUCUAUUCUGCUCUGGUUUGUGUGAAAUGGGAUGUUGGGGGUGUUUGUGGUUAUCUUACUUGGGGGAAGUUCUUAUGUUUAUCUUGCUUUUCAUGUGUCUUUCUGUAGACAUAUCUGAAGAGAUGGAUUAAGAAUGCUUUGGAUUAAGGAUUGUGGAGCACAUUUCAAUCAUUUUAGGAUUGUCAAAAGGAGGAUUGAGGAGGAUCAGAUCAAUAAUGGAGGCAAUGGUAUGACUCCAAGUGCUAUUGUCACAGAUGAAAUUGGCAGUAUUGACCUUAUACUAGAAGGCGAGGGUUAAAAAUUUAUCUACCUUAAAAGAUUUGCAAACACUUAAUGCAGUUAUCUUCAGCUACAAUUGCUUUGCUUUUUAAAACCUUGGCAAUUGUGGUAGAAUUGCCCAUUUUGUAACAAUUAUUUGCUCCCUUCCCCCCUUUUUGUUUUAAUAGGGACUAAUGUGGGAAGAAUGGCUAAUUUGUCACAGUGCUUAGUUACAACUGUUAAUGUGUGGCCUGCUGUUGGUGUACAUGUGGGUACAGGGUGUCAAUUUCCAAACAGAGUAUAAUAUCAAUACUGCUAAAUCUGCAUGUCCUCUGUGUGACUGAUAGAGCAUUGUUAUUUCAUUUUUUAAAGACAAAAUGACAGCAAAAUAAUAGAAUUCCAACGUAUUAGUGUAGAUAAUCUAGUUGGGAGUACUUUAAGUCUCACCUUCCCUUUUAAUAUUCAUAAUUGACUCAUGUUUAAAACACUUUAAUUUACAAGCUAAAUUGCAGAUGGGAGCAAUAGUUUAGGUUUAGGUGGGUAGUAAUACCAGUAAACUUCAAUUAUAUAACUUUGCAACCACAAAACCUGUGAUACCUGUACAGUAACAAGUGUUGGCAUUAUCAGUUGAACUGUAAAUAUAAAGUGCUUCUUCCAGUUAGUCUCUAUAGUUAUUAAGUUUCUAAAAUUUAUCUGAACACCAUACAGAAACUUGUUUUGGGGAAUUUGAUAGUUAUUGAUGUGCAUCUGUAAACUGAUGACAGACAUAACUCAUCAUUCCCCAGAAACUUUUUUUGGUUACAGUGUCUAACAUUUUGCCUCCUCUUUUUUGGUUUUGCUGGUUAUAAAGGUUUGGAUUGGAGAGGGCUCACUGGAUCCCAAUCCUUGGAGCUGGAUCAUUGGAUUCAAAUCAUAAUGUGGAUAGGAUAGGGAGGAUGAAUUACCAGGAUUCAUGGAGCGGGAUCAGAUUACCAGGAACAUAGGAGUGGAUUCCUUCCUGCCCCAACCAAACCGCAUUCGUGUGGAUUUUUUUUUCAUUCAACUUAAUUGGCUAUUCCAAAGAAUUUUUUUCCUAUUUUUGACGAUUGGAGCCCUUAAGAUGCACGAUGGAAUUGUGUUUUGCAUUUUUUGGUAAAAGGAGCAAAGCGAGGACCUGGAGAUAUACGCUGGAGCAAUCUCCUUGGAAGGAUUCAGCACGAGUAGAUGGUAAACAUUUAAAGGGGAAAAGGGGGGGUUUGUUUAAAAUAGUAAAUCAGUAAGUCACUUCUAAAUUUAAAGAAAACAAAAUUGGAGUUGAAGAAUAAGUAGGUUUCCAAUUGGCUAUUGCCGUUUUUCUUUGAAAAAAAUAAACAUUUUUUAAAAAACGAUGCAUGGUUGUCCUUUUUCCUCUUGUAAAAUUUUGAUUGGGUAACUAGUGUAUCAGUUAUUUAAUUUGAUAAGAUUCUGAUUCUGUUUAUGUGUUAGUAAAUUAAAGAUUCUAAUAAAUGAUGACUGUCUCUGUUGUGGAAGUCUUAAGAGCAUAAUAAACUGAGUGUAAGGCAGUUACAUACGUAACAGUUGUGUAGAGGGUAAUGAUCUGGAAAGUAAUCUUUCAUAUUUUGCUAAAGAACUUACAGUUGCUGUUUAUUUUGGUAAUGCUUUAGACAAAAUAGGCUUUUGUACAAAGUUUGAUAGCUAAUCAAUUUUAGCUUUGAGAUUCUCAGUGGAACUCAAAUUCAGUAUUAACAUUAGGAGACAAAAUAGACUACACAGUUUUUUUUUUUUUAAAUUUUGGAUAGUGUGCUGUCAAAUGCUUAUUGGGUUAAUAAAUACAUUAUAAAUCUUUUCAGCCAUAGAGUGUUCUGUCGCCAAACUGUUCUGUAUUGAGUCAGCAAUUAUAUAUAUAUCUUAGUCUAGUCUACUGUUGUAUCUCUACUGAUAACCCCUUGAAGCUUAAUCUUCAUCUUAAUUGGUUUGGAGAAUGGAACUUUUAUUUAAAAUCCCAAGCUUGUGAUUUCCUCCUGGCUAGAAUGAAUAGACCACUAUUCACCACAGUAGAAAUAGCUAGAUCUUUAACUUUCCUUGAGUUGCAGGCUAAAUAUGAUAUUGUUCAGAUGUAAUGUAGAAUAUAGGGGAGACCAGAAAUUUUUGCUAGUGAAAGAAACAGGUUUCAAGAAAUUUGCAUGAGAUCUCAGCCUGCUCAUUUUAAUGACCGCAUACACUGUCCUGAAAGAGAAACUAAUUCUUUUAAGUUCAAAACUAGGAUUUCACUUCAGGAGAUGUGUUUAGUAGAUGCAUUAAGGUUAGGUAGCUGUGUUACAGAACUCAAAGUACAACUAAAAGGAUGAGGAAUUAGCAUAGUUAAACAUGGUAUAAUUGGAAAUUUAUGGUGUUUUAAAAUACAUUGUUUUCCUCCAGAGAACCUCACUCUACUCUGGUCUAGACUGGGCCCAAAACUCCAAAGUAAAUCCAGUCUCCCAGAUUCUGGGAUUAGCCAUGAAGCACCAUGCCCAGCUUACUAAAGUAGUAUUAAAAGGUUAAAGCCAGCUAGAUAAAUGCAAAUGUGGGUUUACUUUGAAUGCUUUGGAAACGGGACCAAGAAUGGCCUGUUUAUAGUAGUUCAGUUGUAGAUUGAAAUGAGCAAAGUGUUCUUUGCCUCACUGUAGGCUUAUGUUUGAACACUAGUGAGCACAGCGUAGGUUUUAAAGCUUAGGAAAUAGGGCUGUACCCAUACUGACAGUUGAUACCACUUUGGAACUACAAAUACUUUGAUUUCUACUCCCCGCCCCCCUCUGUUCCCUUAGGAUAUUGUAGGGAAACCUAUGAUUAGUUUUUCUAACCACGAAAGCACUUAAAUCUCUUUAAGCAAGUACUUUCAUAACUUCUGAUUGAAUAACCCAACUUGCUGUUCAGCUCAUCCUACUGGAGACAAAGGUAAGACACAUUUUCUGAUACCUAGUUUGGGAUCUGGAUUUUAAGAACUAAAGUUGUGAUGAAUAAUUGCUCCUGACUUGCAAUGUUCCUCUCUUCCUCCCAGCUUUAUAUUUUUAAUAGUUUUGAGUGUAUAAAUCUACUCAUCUCAAUUCUGGAGUUGAAUAUGAUAAAUUCCAAGAUCUGUCUAUGAGCCAUGCUUUUGUAGGGGUGGUGCUAUUUUCAGCAUUCUGAGGUCAAGGUCAACUUUUGGUGUUUGCCUUUUUGCUUUGUAUAUGAAAUUUGUAGUGAAAUUACAAAUGAAAUAAAUUAUAUGUAUUUAAAUAGUAUUAAAAGGAGAGAAAGUAUUAGACUGAGUUCUGUUAUAACAACAACCACUUGUAGCUUAUUUCCAUCAUAAUUUGAUGAUAGAUUGAUAACCCACAAUACUGGAAUACCACAGAUUGUUUUUAUUGAGCAAAAUGAAUGUAAAAUCUGGCCAGAGUAGAUGCCUUUAUUGUGUAAUUUGUGUAAAAGUCACAUAGGCAUUGUUGAAGGUGUUUUAUAUAUAUGAAGUAUAUGUGAUAAGAUCUUCAUGUAAAGUCUGAACAACCAUGGAUCCCAAAUAUAUAUCUAGUUUGGGUGAGCAAGGAGUUGUAGAAUUGUACUAGUACUGCAGAGGAUUAAUGUUACUAUAUGUAAUUUUGGGAGUGAAUAAAAAGCUGUUAAUUUGGAACCUUUA